AUGAAGAUAUCUGUUAGUAUUAUACUGGCUUAUUUAACUUCCUCCUUUUAUGGUAUUUCACUUGCAGAACAGGAAAAAGAAUCAUGGGAGAUGAGUGCCCAUGAAAAGUUAGAGGCUGCAGAGAAAUCAAAAGUUGCUGGCAACGACUUAUUCAAGAUCGGGAAGUUUCAAAGGGCUGCAAACAAGUAUAACAAGGCCCUUAAUUAUGUUAAUGAGGAUGGACAUUUUGAAGAUGAACCUGAAAAGUUAAUUAAAACUUUGAGAGUAUCCUGCUGGUUAAACCAUGCAGCAUGCUGCCUUAAACUGAAGGAUUUUACCCAAGCAAUUAGCUUGUGUUCAAAGGUUUUAGAAAUUGAGUCUUGCAAUGUGAAGGCUUUGUAUCGGAGAGCACAAGCUUAUGGUGAACUGUAUGACCUGGAAUUAGCCAAGACAGAUGUAUUGAAAGCACUGGAAUUGGAUCCUAACAACAAGGAGGUGAAGUUACUUCAAGCAAAUCUGAAAAAGCUUCAGAUGGAGCGUAACAAGGUGGACGCAAAGGUCUAUGCAAACAGGUUCGAUCGAACAGCAAAAGAAUCCGAUGUGGUGUCAAAGAGCGUUGACGCGAAGAAAGCAGAGGAAGUGGUCAAAGAGUUGUAG
Messenger RNA from Miscanthus lutarioriparius, 636 nucleotides. Lineage: Eukaryota; Viridiplantae; Streptophyta; Magnoliopsida; Poales; Poaceae. The record is from the annotation of a GenBank genome assembly.